Messenger RNA from Aedes albopictus (Asian tiger mosquito), 1269 nucleotides. Its product is annotated as CLIP domain-containing serine protease B4. Gene Ontology annotation, biological process: proteolysis. Bases 87 to 1193 code for a protein of 368 amino acids. The transcript is spliced from 4 exons. Lineage: Eukaryota; Metazoa; Arthropoda; Insecta; Diptera; Culicidae. The record is from RefSeq and is a predicted model, not a curated record. Gene Ontology annotation, molecular function: serine-type endopeptidase activity.
UACACAAAUCUCUUGAUAAGACGAUCAAUCAUUCAUGGCCUGAAAAUACACUGAAGUAUCAGUUCCAUUCGAACCAUCACCCCAAGAUGAUAGGACGGUUGCCUGUUCUAGUGUUGCUGGCGAUAGUGCUGCAGCUGGUACGAUGUCAAACAUCGAACAAGAGUAUUUCCAAUAAAGUGGCAUCCGAGGGGCAGGUCUGCCAGGCUGGUGAUGUCAUCGGUCGCUGCGUACCGAUAAAGGAAUACCCCGAAUAUGCCGCGAUUUUGAAGAAACAAUUUCGAUCUGCUCAGGAAACGCAAUAUCUGAACGAUCGAUUCUGCGGUUAUACACCUGCGAGGAAAGCACUGGUAUGCAAACCGGUGAAGAUCAACGAACCGCACUGCGGCAGACAGUUUACCGAUCGGAUCGUGAAGGGAAACCUGACCGAGCUGGAUGAAUAUCCAUGGAUGGCACUGUUUCAGUAUAAGAAACCCAAAGGUUUUGGAUUCUAUUGCGGGGGUGCGUUGAUCAAUACUCGGUACGUGUUGUCGGCAGCUCACUGCUUCGUUGGACUGCGAUACGGCUGGGAAGUGAUUAAGGUCAGACUUGGCGAAUGGGACGUGGAGUCUGAUGAGGAUUGUACCGGAACAGACGAUGAACGGAAUUGCGCCCCUCCGAUUCAGGAGUUCGACCUCGAGCGGAUUAUACCACAUGAGGGAUUUUCAGUGAAGAGCAACAACAAAGUACAUGACAUUGCGCUGGUUCGGAUGUCCGGCGAUGCUCAGUAUAGCAACUUCGUGGCGCCGAUUUGUCUACCCGAACCAGGUUGUGUAGCGAACAUGAAACGCCUGAUGGACGGCGUACUGAUUGCAUCCGGUUGGGGGAAGACCGAAAAUUCAUCCGCCAGUCGAUACAAACUGUACACCAAGCUGCACUGUUCCAACUACGAGGAUUGCAAAGCGAACUACAUCGCGCGGAAAGCUAUUUCGUUAACGGAGGGACAAUUUUGCGCCCAAGGUGAUGCCGGGCAGGAUACCUGCAAUGGGGACUCCGGAGGACCACUGAUGAAGCAAAUUGGAGAACAGGCUCGGUACUACGUGACGGGUGUGGUCAGCUUUGGUCCAUCCAAGUGUGGAGAACAGUUACCCGGAGUGUACACGAAAGUGGAGCACUACUACAAGUGGAUUGUGCAGAAAAUAGUGGAAACUUCUUGAUAGUUCGGCGAAUCAAAGCACACAUUAACGCAGCAUUAUUACAACUGGACUAAUAAAUCUAACGUUAGGAACUUUA